Molecule: messenger RNA, 1403 nt
Organism: Halichondria panicea
Lineage: Eukaryota; Metazoa; Porifera; Demospongiae; Suberitida; Halichondriidae
Exons: 1
Coding region: 220-1242 (340 amino acids)
Biological process (GO): regulation of glycogen biosynthetic process
Cellular component (GO): protein phosphatase type 1 complex
Molecular function (GO): protein phosphatase 1 binding; glycogen binding
Source: RefSeq, a predicted model, not a curated record
GCACUUCCUGCGUGGCAAUAUAAUGUGUGGAGACAAAAAUUCUGAGGUCCACAUGUUAUUAGCAGCCCUGUUUGCUCCGCCUGAUGUCCAUGCGAGAAAGUGUUGCCUAGCCCGUGCAAAGCAGCCAGUUUUUAGUUAUAGCUAGAGACCAAAGAGGUUCUUUGACUAUCUCAAUUUACAAAAGUUGGUGUUUACUACGGGAAGAUCUACCGCAAACACAUGAGUGAAGCAGACAUGGCAAUGGUAGAUACUCUUCCUCGUUCGACGUUCAGCCGUUUCACUCCAUUCGGAAGAAGAAACUCUGAAACUGGGUCGGUAGGAAACAGCCCUACACUGACUGCCCCUUAUUCAGACAGCAUUGUAACUCCUCGUUUCACUUUGGAAAGCUUGGCAGCAGAGCUAGAGCUAAUGAGUACAAGCCCUACUGGUGGAUUCAACUAUUUAAGUGGAGACCUCUACAAUACACAGCCAUCGAGAGCACCUCUAACAAAGAGCAGAUCUGUUCCAAAUGUUCUCAGAGAAGACUACACUCGCACGACUGCUCUCAUACCGUUGAGGAAAGCAAAAAGCGUUCGAUUUGCCGACUCUCAAGGACUUCCUCUCAUAAAAGCUGUCUACGAACUAUCCAAGCAAGACUCCUCUUACACAGCAAACAAAAUUGUUCCGUACUCCGAUGACCUCUCGGCAGGUGUACGCUUAGCCACUGGUGGACAGAAAUAUGCAAAACGUUUGACAACAUCUUCAGAAAGCCCUGACAAAAGUCCUCCAAAAAGCUCGACCAAACUUUCCGAACUGACCAUCAAUACAACACGAAACACAAUUCUCAAAUGUCAAACGUCUCCAAUCCUCAAGCGGCUGAACUCCCCACCCUCCCCCCCAACACACAGACACAGGCUCGAGUUCACUCAACCUAGUCUGGAACCGGACUUUUUUCAUCGGGUCAACAAACAGUGUGUGGUAUUGGACAACGUUCGCGAAGAAUCAAGAUCGUUACAAGGAACUGUACGUGUUGCAAAUCUCUCGUACGAUAAGGACAUUGUUAUAAGAUGGACUCAUGAUAAUUGGAGAUCUAGUCACGAUACUAAGGCAGUAUUUUGUGCUAACGACGGAGCUACGGACAGGUUCACGUUUGAGCUCCCAAUCAACGGUGACGACGUUAUAUUCUGUAUUCAAUACAAAACUGGUGGACAAGAAUUUUGGGACAAUAAUCGUGGUAAAAAUUACACCGUUUUUUCAGAGUAGCUGUGAUAUUUGUCACUAUCCCUCCUUUGUGUCUUUUAUGUACCUAGAAGUCAACUAACUCAACUUUACCAAAUCAUUUCUAUAUUCACUAUUCAUAAUUGCAUUCACUAUAAUUGUCCCUCUGAAAUGAUUUUCUGAAUUUUAUUUUUAACAACUGUCAA